GUUCUGGUUAAGAAAGAAAUUUCCUCAAACACCGCAAAAGACGUUUUCAUUGCUCUUAGUCAGACAUGGAAACUACUUACCUUUUGCCUUUUGGUUGCUGUCUUAUCAGGAAUAAUUGUUUGGUUUUUGGUAUGUUUUGCAAAAACUUCUUCUACUCUUAUACCCGUCUUUUAAAACCAAGGGUAAUAUGAGAUCAUUCAAUUAUUAAAAGGUAUGGGUUAGGGUUUAGGCCGAAGGAUACAAUUUAAUUGCCGGAGGAUCUAUUCAUUCGUACAAAACACUUAAUUACUAACUUUUUGGCGCAUAAAGUUUCAAGCACUAUAUUUAGUCAUGUAACACUUUAUGUUGUUAAAUUUAAGGGUUCCACGGUUUUGCUCAGUUAAUGAGAAGAAACUGAAAAUGAAAAAAACAUAAAAACUGUGCACACGUAAUUCUUUACCGUAUAUAAUAGCAAAAUCUGAGGGUGCUGCUGUAGAUACAUUCGAUCGCAAAAUAUAAACCUUAAACUUUUUCAGCCAGAUGACGAUUAAGGUUUUUUAUUCGUUAUAGGAUCACAAAACAAACUCCGGACACUUCCCAGAGUCGUUUAAGCACGGAAUGCAAGAAGGCUUAUGGUGGGCCAUUGUUACCAUGACAACCACAGGGUAGGGACAUGUUAUACUUUACAGUUAAAGUGCACACCUGCGAAUGGAGUUGACAAUAAUGUUUAACGAAUACGCACGGCAUUAAUUUUGAAAAAUAAAACCCUUUCAAUUCUUUCUUUAUAAGAAAGUUUACAGAAGGCUAGGCGGUAUCUUAAUGGGCUUUCGCUCAAUUACCAUUAUUUGAAAGUUUCCCAAACUAGAUUAUGUUAUCACAGAGCGUUCCUGGUGCCCUCCAGUUAGCUAUUAAGGAGUACAAGAUACGGUCACUGAGGACUACAGCCUACGGUAAUACACGGGGGACCUGGUUCUAGAAUUACUGCGCUCGCUCGUUAGUACCAGGGCUUUUGUAGUCCGUCGUCUGGUCGCGCGCUACGAGGGAGUAGUCGAGGAGAUUCGCGUGGUGAGAACAACGUAAGUAUUUUUUUUUACCAAUUUUUAACCUUUUAAACGUUACUUUUAUGUUGAACAGUCUUUGGGCAAUUAACCUUGAGCGUAAAAGAGGUAAAAAUCGCAUUUUUUUUCCUGUUUAUGGUUCUGAUUACUGACGUCCUUUACAUUCUUUUUUAUUACAAAAGUGUGCCAAGCAGAUUAGGAUGUCAACAGGAGAUGUACACAGAUGCAGGUAAUUCACUUUCUUAUGCUACUUUUCAAAGGUGAACUGCGAUCUUUGUUGGAAGUAUGUACUUUUUCAAAAUCAAAAUAGAUUGUAAAGGCUUUUAUAUAAAACGGAAACUUCAUCGUGAAUCAUGACAGCUGUGUAUUUAUUUGUCUCCUUAGUGUGUGCUCCAGUGGCUAGUCUCUGUUCGAACAAAGUAAGCUCACAUUUCUGAAGAUGACAUUUGUAUAAAUUGUUUUUCAAAUGCUUAUACAUGAAUUUAUUUACUGGUUUUGUGUCCUAUUAAUAGGCUGAGUAGAUUGAUAUGCUGAAGGAAAGUUGAACCUUGGGAAGGGAAAUGUGCCUCCGUUUCCGGUUUUAGGCGCCUUUUUGAUUGACAGUUAAAUGAACACGUCAAAAUGAGGAAUGAGCACAGGUGUUUUGAGUCUUUCACGUUAAGAACAGUUGAGUUAAUAUUUCUGUGUUUUAUCGCGUUGAUUAAGUGUUCACAGUGGCCACAGAGCCGAGAUAUUUUGUGUGAAUUCGAGAGCGAAAGUGUAAAAAACAAAGGAGUAUAGAGUUAUUCGUACAACCACGGAGAGAAAUUCGUCUCAAACAGUGUAAAGCAAACAACAGAAACACGCGCGGACGUCGAAGGUGAUUUUGCAAUAGUGCCUAAAUCAGAAUGAGUGUUUCAAACGAACAGAGAGACCAAACACUGAAGUUAUUUCCAUCCAGCGAGUCUAACAGUACGCCCAAAGCAAGUAAAAGCUCAAUUCUGAGAAAGAAACUUCAAGCAGAGAAACCCGCCCUUGAGAUAAAAAUAGCCGAGCAAAAGUGCGAAGAAGAAAUCAGUCAGGCUACUGCAUGCCGAGGCGGAGUGACGUGCCGAGCUGCUAGACCUUAAAAGGAGAACUGAAGAAACAAAAUUAGACGUGGCUUACGAAGAUGCUCUUACUAUUGAGGAUUCUAAUCAUGGAGAUAUUAACGAUAAAGAUUUGGAGGGGUUACCUGUUGAUGAUGUAGAGGAUCGUGUUUUACGCUCACAUUUGACCUUAGCUCCCAACACUCAGACUGUUGUUGAUGAUAAACGUCCCGUUGGUAAAGAAUCCUUAACCGUUCAAGCCGUUGACGAAGGCGAUGACAAUGGAGAAAUUAAGUAAAACCGGAGACAAGAAAACGUCGAGGCGAAACAUGAUAUGAUAUGCAAUCCGGCUACCACAGGGAUUCCAGGUGAGCCACAAGUCAAGCUAGAUCAAUUUUUUGAGAAAAUGCUUCCAGCGUUCACUAAAAUUGUCAAACCAAGUGUGCCAAAAUUAACGGAGAGCCACUCGCGUACUCGAAGUUUAUAGCAGCAUUUAAAGUGGAAGUUGACAAAAAGGAGGUUUAUAAUGCGACAGACAAGCUUAAAUUUCUGUUAGAUGCAAAGGAAGAAAGUGCAAAGUCCUGUUUGGCAAAAUGUUUGUCAGGCUCUGAAAAAUAUAAGAAGACAUGGACUGCGCGAGAUGAGCGUUUUGGUCGAGCGGACACAUUGUUGUGUCCGCAGCUAAAAGGCGUGUAGAUCAAUUCCCAAUCAUAGUGAAAGAAAAAUAGCGAGCAGCAGAUGAGGCAGUGUCAAGAAAUGGUGUCGGAAUUAACGGGCGUGUAUAAGGAACACAACUUUGUUCAUGAGAUAGAUAGAUACCAGAAGCAAACGCUGCUAAGUAUAAGCUUCCUGUUCUUCUUUGCGGUAGUUGGGCUGAGUUUGUGGAAGGAAAAUCGAAACGUUCUACCUGGGAGUCGUUUGCGAAUUGGCUAGAAAAAGAAGCGAAAAUAUGCGAGUCAAAGCAGAGGUGGAUGCUGGAAAAGCAAGAAUGGAGAAGGUUUGAUUCGACUAGGAGUGAUUUACCUAAAAGUGGUUCACGUAGGUCUGCUGGCAAUCCCGCGGUGCCAGGACUGUUUGCGGGAACAACACAAGAGACUCCCGCAAGUGAUGAAAAGUUGACAAAGAAGUGUCCAGUUCAUAACUCGACAAGUCAUGAGUUAGAGGAGUGUAAGAAGUUUAAGGAACUGCCCACUCUUGAGAAAGAGAAACUCGUUGAGGAACAUAAACUUUGCCUGUUGUGUCUUGUCUGUUACCGGGCCAUCCGCUGAACAAAUGCAAUGCUAAGAAUGGAAGCAAAGUCGAGGGAUUUGCAUGCGUCAUCAUACUCUAGUUCAUGAGGUUGACUUGAACAUUAUUGAACGAUCAAGAGCGAGAAAAGCAGAAAAACUGGCAGUUGGUGAAGGAGCCCAGAAACCUUUUGUUCCGGAGGGUGAUAGCAAACCUCUAAAUCAGUCAGAGAAAUCGUGGGAGCAGUGUCGUCACUCGGUGAGUUUAGGCUGCAAGGUUGGCAUUCGUGUGUUGGUUGAGGUGCUGCCUGUAGUUCUGUUCUCAUAGAAAGGCGAGCAACAGGUUAUGGCGUUGCGUGACUCAGGAUGUAACACAACACUUAUGAGAUGAAGAAUUGGCUCAUUCACUUGAUCUUAAGGUGUUAAUACAGAGAAGGAGUUGACCUCGAGACACAUAAAGAACUGCCGUAUUGCUAGAGUUGGAAGAGAAGGGGUGAAGUACGUAUCGAGAGAUGUGAAAACGUUUCCUAACCUACGUGGUCCGUAUCAGAAGAUAAAGUGGUCGGCAAUUAAACAGAACUUUAGCCACCUGAAAGACUUGGACUUGAAGGACACGGACACGGGUCCAGUGCGACUGAUAAUAGGAGCAACAACUCAGAUUUGAUUCUACCAAUGCAGAUUGUGAAACCUUCAGGACAGUCACAUGCUGACAAAGUACCAUACGCAGUCGAGACACCUCUCGGUUGGGCAGUCACUAACUGGUUACCCUGUGAACAAAGAGUGGCGGUUGCUUACUGCUCAGUCGGAGGUAGUAGAGUCAUCAGGUGUGGUGAGGCUAGCAGAACCCGUGCGUUCAGUUGAGGACAGACGCGCGUUGGCAGUAAUGGAGCAGACGACUGAGAAAUUGGAGGGUGAAGACGCUUAUGUGUCAGGGCUGCUUUGACGCGAAGAAGACCCAUCGCUUCCUUAUAACUAUGAUAUGGCUGCCCGGAGACUUGAGUCGUUAGAGAAGAAGUUUAAAAAUAAUCCCGAAGUCAAUCCAGGAUGACAUUGAGAAGGGUUACGUGAGAAAACUAAAUAAAGAGAAAGUACAUGUAUCGCUGACAGCAAAGUGACUUGGUACUUACCACUCAAGACACCUGAUCGUCUCAGGAGAGUAUAUGAUGCAUCAGCGAAAUUCAGGUGUCAAAGGCUAAAUGAUAAAAUGUACACAGGACCGGACUACUCGUCGUCGUUUUUUGGUGUUUUGCUUAGAUUUUGCGAACUGAAAGAAGAAUAGCGUUAGCAGCAGACGUGAGAGAAAUGUACCACAUGUUGCGUUUACCUGAGAUUGAUCAGCCAGCCAUGAGCUUUCUUUGGAGGGAAUCGCCGAACGAAGAACCAAGUGGUUAUCAGUUUGAGAGAACAGUUUAGUGUCGGCGCCAUCUCGGGCUAACUACACGAUGAGGCGUAAUGCAGAUGAGAACAGGGUAGAUCUUCCCCUCGGCGUCAAGGCUUUUUACAAGCAUUUUGACAUGGAUGACGAUCUACCGUCUACUGACUUGCGAGAAGAAAUUUAAAUGCGGAAGCAGAUGACAGAGUUAUUGCGCCGUGGAGGAUUCAAAUUACACAAGUGGCUAACAAAUGACCCUAUUGUAUUGGACUAGAUCCCGGUAGAGGAUAGAUCUCCGCGUUUCCUUGAGUUGUGUGAAAAUAAAUUACCAACAGACCGAGCAUUAGGAGUUACGUGGGAUGCUCAAGAAGAUGUAUUCAAGUUCAAUGCACUUAAACAAGAACCAGCUACUACAAAGAGAACAAUCUUAAGCCAAGUGUUCUCUGUUUGGGACCCUCGAGGACUUCUCCUCCCGUUUUCAAUCAGAAGCAAGAUUAUCCUUCAAAAUCUGAAUCGCUUAAAGUACGGAUGGGAUGAUGGGUUGAAAGAAGCUGAUCUUCGUGAGUGGUGCGAAUGGUUUAAAGAAUCAUAGCUGCUUGAAACUGUGCAAAUUCUGAGGACACUAUUCAGCCGAAACGAGCUAUUUCUAGAAACUGUCCUGAAUGUGUUUUGUGACGCGAGCCAAGAUACUUACGGAGCGAGUGCUCACCUCAGACGAGAGUUUGAAGAUAAUGUAGUUGAAUGCAGACUAAGCGCUGGGAAAGGUCGAGUUGUGCCACUUAAGGCAGAGUCUAUCUGUAGACUUGAACUAAUGGGAGCUGUUAUUGCUGCCUGUUGAGCUGAAACACUGGCAGCAGAGUUAAUGACAAAGACAGAGAAGAUAACCUUUUGGAGUGAUUCUAUCACCGUUCUUCACUGGUUUCACCAGACGAGCUCCAACUACAAGGCGUUCGUGGGAAAUCGAGUAUCCGAGACUCACACAAUCAUGAGUAACCUGGAAACUACACUAGGGGCGGGUACAGUGAGCUGGAGAUACGCGCCGACAGUUGAUAAUCCGGCAAAUGAUAUUACCCGGGAACUCCACCCUGUAGGACUAUACGUGAAGCAUCCCUACAGCGCUUGGCUGGAGUUCCCUUACAAAGCAGGAGAGUUCUGGCCAGAAAACAAUGUUGAAGUGCACCUGGAAGAAGACAAGAGAGAAACGAAAACGCUAAGAUGGGUCGGAGUUUCCCAGGAAAUUGAACCUGUGUUGGGGUGGAAAAGAUAUUCCUCCCUAGCGGAACUAAGAAGAGUGCUGGCGUACGUGAUGCGAUUUGCAAGGAAUAGACGAGUAAAGAAGGAACUGCGUCAGACGGGACCAGUGACAGUAACAGACUUAAGAGCUGCUCAGAACCAGCUAGUGAAGAGAGCGCAAGUAGAGUCUUUUGGCGAGGAGAUAAGGCGCCUGGAAAAUGGUCAGGAGGUUCAUAAGCGGAACAGAAUCAAAUCUCUUGAUCCGAGAAUGGAGGGUGGAUUUCUAGUAGUCGGUGGAAGGUUGCAAAAGGCACAAGCAUUCCCUUACAAGACACGACACCCGAAGAUAAUUGACUCACAUCAUGAACUUGCGCAGCUGAUCAUUGAGGACAUGCAUCGUGCCUACCACAAUCCACUAAUCGAACAUUUGCUGAAUCAAAUCAUCCAUUGGCUCAUCCAUUGUCGUUAAGCUGUGAGGAGCGUGAAAUUUAACUGCAAUUACUGUUAUCGUCAGACAGUAAGACCCCAGGAGCAGCAAUGGGAAACCGAACCUGGAAUUCAGGAACACUGGGGUUGAUUUUUUUUGGUCCUGUGAUAAUUAAGAGGAGACGCAGUGAAGUUAAAGUGUAGGGUUGUUUGUUUGUUUGCAUGGCUAAACUAGAGCUUGCCAUCUUCAACUGGUAGACGAUCUAUCAACGGAUUAUUUCAUGAUUGCUUUGAAGAGGUUCAUUGCGCGGCGUGGGAGACCACUAAGAAUAUACAGCGAUAACGGAACUAACUUUGUAGGUGCCAAUAAUAAUGCGCUGUUGAAAUUUCUAGGGCAACUGAAUGAAGAGAAAGUCCAAAACUUUUGUGAACCAAGGGAGAUUGAGUAGACUUUCCAACCACCAAGGGCUUCCCACUUCAGUGGCGCGUGGGAGAGGUUAGUGCAGUGUGCAAAGAAAACCUUGAAGUCUGUGCUGCAAAACAGGAUCGUUGCUAAAGAAGCUCUUAGAACAGCUCUGGUCGAAGCAGAUGGUGUACUAAACAGUCGCCCCAUCACACAUGUCUCAAACGAUGCGGGUGAUAUAGAAGCGCUGACGCCAAAUCAUUUUCUGCUUCUGCGAGCAAAUUCGAGUAAUGAAGAGGCUGAAGUUAGUGAGAGAGAGAGAUCAACGCAACGAAAUUAUGGCGACAGUCUCAAGCGCUUAUUAACGCUUCUUUUGGAAGCGCUUAAACCAAGGAGCAUAUGCCUAGUCUUACAGAGAGGAAGAAGUGGAGAGAGAAGAGAAAGAAUCUGAAGGAAGGAGGCGUAGUGCUUGUUGCAGAACCGAUCGAACCAGCCGCGAGGAAUAUGGCCUUCGGGUAAGAUUGUGUCUACUCCGGCCUGGAUAAGAUGGGAUGGUCCGAGCAGUCACGGUGCGUACUCAGUACGGGGAAUACAAGAGACCAAUCACAAAACUGUGUUUCUUAGAGGAACCUAUUGUAGGUCUAGAAACUGUAAAUCGACUUGACUUUGUGUGGCGACGAGGGGCGGGAAUGUGCCUCAGCUUCCGGUUUUAGGCCUGAUUUUGAUUGACAGUUAAAUGAACACGUGAUAAUGAGGAAUGAACACAUGUGUUUUGAAUCUUUCGCGUUAAGAACAGGUGAGUAAAUAUUUCUGUAUUUUAUGAUGUCGACUCCUCGACAGGGAAAUUAGUGGAGAAUUAUGGUGAAUCGAAAUCUGGUACCAUGACCAAACAAGGAGUGUUAUGUUUUACCAGGAGCCCAUCAAAUGGAGCCUCCAUCUCCCAUACAAGCCCUUGGAGUCAACCCUUUCCCGAGUAGAUUUAUAAUUAGAACGGUUCCCAGGGGAGACUUCGCGCGCCGACGGUGGGAAGAGCCAAUCACAACCACGAAAUGACACUGCUAUUGUACUUAAUCAAACAGCAGGAAAUCCGGUGCUGACAGGCCAAACACAAUCAUGAGCUAGUGAAACGUGACUUAAGCGUUUUCAUCCCUCAGAGAUUUUCCUUUUUUUCUUUCUAGCGGGUAGAUUAUAAUGUGGAAAGUUUUACACUCUGAUUAUGUUAAUCUUAAUUUUGGUCAAAUUUCUAGGUUUUUUUUUCCGAACUGCGUUUAUCUGAAUAAAUACUUGUAGUCCUUGUGGUUGUUUUGUCCGUCAGCUAGUGUGAUGAUUCCCUGCUAUGUUUUGUGACGCCGGGCCCAGCCAUUGUUUUCUCGCAAAAAAGUGAUCUACAGAUGCGAAUUCGAAGGAAGGAAUUGAGCCUUAACUUCUACAUUAACUGCUGAAAAUUGUCCUGUUAUUCAGUCAUAAUUCUUUUGGCGCAGAUACAAUCCAUUUUGUUUUUCUUGAGAUAAGUGGGUCUUUGGACUGGAGCGCGAUGUCACAAAUUCCUCCGUUAGCAAAUUACGGUUGAAUUAACUUCACGGUCGAGCAACUGUUGUCUUCUGUUCAAAUUUUCAAGCCCUUGUUUUAUCAGGCAACUCUCAUGGUGAUACAAGUCAGUUGUAAAGGAAGACUGCAAUUUCUGAAAUUUCGGAACUGAAGCAUUCCUCGUUACUUGCUACUUAGGUCAUCGCUUUUGCACGCGGUGCUUAACUGGCGAAAUCCACUCCUCGGUGAUGACAAAAAUCAUAUGAUCCUGGCACUUUUUCGUCGCUGGUCAUCGAAAAGUUUCAAGUCGUCCACAGAACGUUUAAUCGUCGAAUCUUUUCAAGGUGCAUGCUUAAAUGUGGGAUGUAUGACGGCAAAAAAAAAACACUCCCAAAGAUAACCUUUCCGUGAUCCUCAGUUGGCUGCCUUUGUCCCAUCGCUUCAUGCUCAUUCUCAGUCGGGUAAUUCAUUAACUUUUAUGUCACGAUACCCAGAUCCCAGCGGCUGUAAAAUUGUAAAAACGGACGUAAAGGAAUAAAGGAAAACGUUCGAAUGACGGGCUUCUGAGUUCGACUUCAUCCAAUUUUAUUUUUUCACGGUGACUCACGGAAAUAUGACACUUUUCGCGGGAAACUAGCCGUUCUAUUUAUAAAUCUACUCGGGAAAGGGUUGGAGGAUGGAGGCUCCAUUUGAUGGGCUCCUGGUUUUACUUUGGAUUCAGAAUUAAUAUUUCUUGAAUAUAAAAGUGUUUCCCAAAAUGAAAUAAUUUACUGACUGGAGGCAGCAGCCUAAAAACAGCUUUUUAUGUUGCUGUUGAUCAACAGGUGAUAAAACAUUGCCAGGAUGCAAUUUUAUAGCAAGAAAAUAUUUUUGAUUCUACGUAUUAAUUUUAUAAAAUAUCUCCCUUUUUUUAGUUAGUGGGCCGUUUCGUUGGAAUGAAGCAAAAAAUACUCUGCUCCUACGUGAGUUAUACUCCUUGGAACCAUUUCGGCACAAAGUCGGCAGCAGGAAAACUUGGCAGAAGUGGACAGAAACAGCCGAAACACUAAUGACUGCUUCGGUCUUUUUAGAGACAUGCCUCGGGAUCAGCGUAGUGUAAGAGAACAAGUUAAUAAGCUGUUAAAAGACUACAAGAACAAGAAAAACAAGGACGAACAAACAAGUGGGAUCAAGCCUGAUCCACUAACAGAAACGAAACAUUGCUUGAGCAGCGUGCAAAGAAAGUUGUGUACGAUAGCCUGGGGCUAGUGGAUUUUGCAAUCAGGCUAGUGAAUUCUGUUCUUAACUUGCCCGAAGGGCAAGUGAAGUUUUUUGGGAAAUUCAAAUUACAAAAGAACUGUAAUCAAUGCUGCUUAUGAAAAGCAUUUUUGGGCUAGUUAAAAAGACUCUUGGGCUAUAGUCAUACUAGUAGAAACUUGCCCGAAUGGCAAGUCGUAAAACUGACUUUUUUGCACCCUGUUGAGGAAUUAGUUGAGGCCAUGGAGUCAUUCAAGAACACUUCGCGUGGGAAAUGCAAACAGCAAAAACGAUGACCAGAAGAGGAACGAUGCACUUGCAUGUAGAGAUAAAGCCAUGACCACGUAAGCGAAGGCCUGAACAAGUGAUGAAGCCUUUCAUUCUGGGGACGAAAGUGCCACAGAGAAGAAGACUGUAAAGAGAAGAGGAAGAAAAAGAAGAGCUAGUUCUGAACCUUUCCACUAUUUAGUAGAGAAAACAGCUAAGGAAACAGACCUCAGAAAAGAACAGCUGUAACUUCAAAGGCAGCAGCUGCAACUUCAGGCUGGGCAGCAAAAAGAGCAACUCAAAGCGCAACAAGAGCAGAUGAAGCAAAAGGUACAAAGUCAAAUGAACACACAAAGCCUUACUCUUGCUCUAGUACAAAAACGUACAAAGUGAUAACAUUUAAAGAGUUUUGUUGUUUGAGAGCUUGGUUAUUUUGUAACCCCACACAUUCAAUUCAAAGUGGCAUUUUGCAGUUUUUGGAAAUUCUAAUAUGUUGCUUUGUUUCACAGCACCUUUAACAAACUGUUGCUUUUUUCUAUUAGUUAUCAAAAAAUUCCCCCAAAAUACAUAAGCAUGCGUGGUGAACUUUGCUUGGUAAAUUGUUGUAAGUAGAAACAAGAGAAAGGAUAACUUGUUUAUUGUUCAUGUUUUCCAAAAUACAGUAAUUUAAUGAUUGUUACCAAAGUGGUCAUGAAAUUGUUAUUUCUUUCAUUUUGACAGUUUGGGUCCAUUAUCUUUUUCAUACAGGAAUUAAGUUAACAGUGAAUAGUCACUGUAUUGGUUGAUAGUAAAGUUAUUGCACAUACCAUAGAUGAUUACCAUGACAACUGCAUAUUUAACUCCAAGGUUUACCAACUUUAGUGGAAAAUAAACUUAGUGUCAAUCAAAGUUUUCUGUGCCCUCCAUCACCGGUUCAGACCACCUCCCUGACCCACCCGGCAAACAAAGACAACACUGAUCAAUGUUUUAAAAUCUGAUCAGUGUUUCAUAAGAACUUUGUAGGUUAUACUAAUUGGCCGCUUUUUCCUGGUUUCAAGUGAACAUUUGUUUUUUUCUUUUUAAAGCCUUGCUGCUUUCUAUUUUUAAAUUUCAUUUUGACGGACUGAAGACUCACCAGACACUAGCAAUGAACUUGUGUGAAAAAAUAAAACCUGAAAUCCUGGAUUAGCUGCUUGAACAACCUAUUAUAUUUUGUCUGACUUGGCAUGACCUCAGACAUCUCUUUUUGAUAGCGGUGCUCCUGCGCGCGCGAAGCGCGCCUGGGGCAGAGCCCCAUACUAAUGGAAUAUGGUCAACCUCUUUUCGCUUGGUUGUCACGUGAAUGACCGAGCGUGCGUACGUACGUACGCGUCUACAGAUUGUACGGGUAGGGUAGGGGAGACUCAAAAGGAAGGGAGGGGUGUCUCAGGCGUGUCUUGGCAAGUCCUCAUCUUUUAUAUAUGACACUCACAAUAUGGUCAAUUGACAGCUGUCAAAACAGGAUAGCCACUGACCAGUAUCCCAUGACCAUAUCGCGGGUUCACGUGUCAACUCAUCGAGGUGACGUGAUUUAUUUGGAAGCUGUCCGCUGACCAGUUAAUCGUUUUACUAGAUCGCGAGCAAUGUUCAAUCAUACUUUUUAGCUAGUUUGGGAUCGGAGCACAGGAAAACUGAUACACAUAUUGGACAUCAAUGUUGUGAUCAAUUGACAGCUGUCAAAACAAGAUAUCCGCUGACCAGUAUCACUUGAGCGAAUCGCGGGCUCAGGUGUCGACCCAUCGAGGUCAAGUAUUUUUUGAAGUUAUCCACUGACAAGGCACUGGUUUUCAAAUGAUCGCAGGCUCAAGUUUAAUUUUUUCCAAAAAAAUGCAUAUGAAAUAUAUUGUGUUUAUGUGCCGCACAAUUUCAAACUGACCUCGGACGCGAAAAUUCAGUCAGCAGCUACAGGCAGGGAAGACAGUUGCUUUUGACUUUUCUCACCAUGUUCUAGCCUGAAAUUCAUCCGAUUGCUUCGAGUCGUUUUCUCCUCUCAACAAUUACUGAGGGAGUUAUAACGACUCGAGGUAAUCGGAUGAAAUUCAGGCUAACCAUGUUCACGCGUUGGUCACGUUCUACGUCCAAUUUUUAUGCUCUGAUUGGUCAAAAUUUGACAGGUGAGUUCAUGCGGAAAAUUUAGGUAGCAUCUUGAAUCUUGUUUACUUUGACAGCUGAAGCUGACAGAGUUUUGUGCCAACUUGUGAUGUUUUUAACUGUCUUUUUCCACUGGAUGUACAAAAUGAAAUUCAGCUGCUAUCGGAAGUCUUCUGUUAUUCAUGGCUAGCUUGUUUAUUGGGUUUUUGGUUGAGAAAAACGUCACUUGUCAAAGUUGGAAAUCCGAUUUCGGAUGGCAUCGUUUUCGUUUUCACCUUGCUUAAAGCGUAAGAGGGUUUCAAAGUCUGAAGCGAUACUGGCCUUACUUGGUACCUUUGGGGAGCUGCAUCUCGAGUGGUAAGCCUGGGUAAUUAUUGUAUGUGAUGUUUGUUUUUUAUUUCUAAUUUAGGGACGGACCAUUAGAAAAGUUAUGGGAGGGGGGGGAGGGGAAUUUUCGAGCCGCAGGAAUUUUUUUUCGUUAUCAAAUUCCUUGUAUGAAUUUUUUUUCAGGCCCUUGCAUGAAUAUUUCUUAGGGUUAAUUUGCGUGCAAGAAUUUUUUUAAACUAAAUUUUCCCUUGCGCGAAUUUUUUUUUGUACUUCGCUCGCCCCCCCCACCCCAUAAGUUUUCUAAUGGUCCGUCCCUUAAUGAAGUCGAGCGUAGUUUAUGCGGCUAUUUUGUUUACGCACGUUUGUAAGAUUUGAGAUAAUGAUCUGACCGAGUAUCAGGUUUAUAUAAGCUUACAGAUCUUUAAAAAGCCUUUAGACAUUUUCUCACCGCAAAUAGAAAGAACACGUUCCAAAGAAUUUUUAGUUAUAAUUCUGGCUGUAAAAGCAGCUUUGAGCGAUUUUCUUGCCUCGAGUUCGUCUUUGAAAAAAGCAAACACCGGGAAGCCGGCUUAAAACAAAAACUUCAGCUUUAAGCUCGAAGACUCAGGAUUUUUAGAGACACUUUAAUACUUGUCUUCCUGAAUGAAAAUUGUCGUCUCUGUAUAUGUUUUACCGAAUUUUAUUUCUUUUAUUGAUUAUUAGUAGUCUCUCUUGUAAUUUUAAUCGCUGUGCCGAUUGUUUUCAGUCGUUCAGUGAACAACGCUUCCCAGAGUACCCAAAAUGCCGCGCGUUAAACCAUUUUAAAAUAGAAAAUAAACAUAAUAAAUUCUUUAUAUAUUGGAGCUUAACUGUGUUAAUGUUCAUUCAAACACUCGCCACAGCUAGCACUGCAAAAGUCAGAACCGGCUGGCCGUAUAGGUGUUUUUGGAAAUUUUUUUAACGGUUUAGCUAAAGCCCACGCGUGCUUCGAUCGUCCUGAAUAUUGCAUGAUAGCAAUUUGUUUUGCAAAACUGUCAAAUACUGCAUUCUGUUGUCCGAGGUCUGUAUGAUAAAAACAGUGCCUCAUAGUACUGUUUCACCUCAGAUGUAAGGUUGGUUUACACGAACCCAGAUUUGUUGACAAUAUUUUGUAAAGUAAACUUGUCGAACGCAAAAAAUUCGGCCGAAACUUUUUUCCAGGCCCAAUCAACCUAGGGUGAUCAAGAACCAUUAUGGCUCUUUAAAAAUGUGAUCGAAGACGAUUGCCAGUUUUUGGGUGUACAUAUGAGGCCAUCAACUCGAUGUAAGAUUUGGUUCACUCUGGGGUUGUUUGCAAAUUAUUUUUGUCUAAAGUCACUUAGCCUUUCCCUGAAAAGUCACAUGAAUGUGCUGUAAAGGUAACUGAAUUGUGGAAUACAAGUUUAUUGUUUGAUUUAAAUUAUAAAUUAUUAAUGCCUCGCUUUUAGCCCUGGCUAAAUCUAUAUAUCAUACUAUGGUGCCAGUAGGCCAAAUAAUCUUGAACAGUUGGUGGAUCAAGUUGAAAAUGUGUUGAUGUUGUGUUACUAUAAAUGCAGGUGAGAAUAUUUCUAGACAGUGCCCAAACUAUAUACUGCUUUCCAAUUACGCGUAAUCCUAACUUUAGAUUUUUCUUGAAAUCUGUGAACUUGAAGGAGUUGGAGAUAUCGCCAUUUAGCCAUCUCACAGGGGUGCUACGAAAACUAAGACCCUCGAAAACUAAGACCUAAGACCUAAGAUCCGUCUCAGUUUUCGAGAUUACGAAAACUACUGAAGGUCUCCUAAAAUCGAAUCCGUCGAAAUAUGAAGCCAAAUUGUAACCGAAAUAGGUCUAAUCUAACAAAUUAUCUUCUGUCCGAUUCUUUCCACCGAGUUUUAGGUGAAAUUUAACGGUAAAUGCACGGGUCUUAGUUUUCGCAAUUUCGAAAACAAAGAUCCCCCUUAGUUUUCCUUAUUACGAAAACUAAGACCCCCUACAUAACCAAUCCGUAAAAUAUAUGUGAAGCUGAAUUACGACCGUUCAAAGACUAUCCGUAAAACAAGCAAAAACCUGAAAAAGUAUCAUCUGCGUGCUGACGAUCCGCUUCUUCUGAUAAUUUGCAGACCGUAUCAGUAUUGAGGCUUUAAAAAGAGGAUGAAAAGCCAUAGACUACCUGGGUAUAAUUGUACCCUGGAAAUAUACCUUACCCCGCCGAUUGGUCUAUAAUUUUGGUUCUUUAAAAAUUGUAAAAUUGGCUUUUUACUGGAGAUGGAUUUUUGUCUUCCUGUCUCUGCGGCCGUGAUUGCGUUACCUAAAUAUCACCCAAGUGGUGUUUUGUUUUGAUCGUUUGUUUAUUUUAUUUUUUCUGAAACUAAAAACGCAAAAUUUUCAAGAUGAUGCCUUGCUAGUACAGGAAAUGCAUUCAUUAAUUGAUUUUAGCCAGUAUCCCUCACAGACUAUUUCUCCUUGCCCCCACCCUACCCCUCUUCCACCCCGAAAUUGUAACUUUUCAACUGGUUUCCGGUGAUCUCCGGGGUGGCGUGUAGCAUAUACUCUUUUUUUCGCCCUUUUAAAGAAAGCAUUUUUCUGUCAAUGGCUUGGGCCUGGCCAGAAAAGGAAAAAAAAACGUAUUGUUGUGUGAUGUUUAACCGAUAACGCCGUUGACCAUUAGUGCGACAAACGCAGACUGGCAGGUAAACGACCCAUCAAAGUUUAAGUCAUUUAAAGGUCUAGUUUAGGAAUCCGCUCAAGCAUUUCACAACAAAUGUUUACCUCGUUUACCUGCCAGUCUGCGUUUGUCGCACACCGGGACGAAGUGGGUAAGCUGGGUCUCCAUAGGGACAUAGGACCUUCCCCCUUGGACCGUAAGCUUCUCACAUUUUAAUGUGUUUGCAGCAGGCCAGCGUGUUUGAGCAUCCCUGCAACGUGGCGUGCACCCUCCACCGGACCAUAAAGAUUUGCUAUGAAACCAUUUGGCAGUGCUAUAGAUUAAAUUAUUAGCGAAUGAACACGCUCGUGCCUGUUGUAUACAAUGCGCUGUUUUUCUCCAGAGCGCCAUAUGGGUCGAACCGUGCCGUCAGUGAAACCAAAACAAUUGGUAAGUGGACUUCCUUGUCUUGUUAUAGCACGGGCGUAUUCUUGAAGGCAAGUAGGGGUGAGAAAUGGCUGAUUCCAAGAGGUUAAACGAAACCCGUGUUCAUUAAAAACCCAAUCAAGUACAGUGUUAGCCAUCAUGCAGAGCUCUGGCACCGGACGUCCAAAAGUUGAAAUUAAAUCGAAAUAGCGGCAUGGGUAUGCUAAUAGUUUUAGCAGUAAACCGAAGUCCUUCUAAGCUACUGCAAGCUGUUCCCUGUGGGCAAUUGAAUCUCGCCGGAAUCCGAAAUGCAUUCAAUAAAAUCGCAAUAUCAUCCUUAGCCACCCUGAAGUGAGCUUCGCACUCGCAAGAGUUGAACACAUCCAAACAGAAUGGAUCAAAAUUCCAGUCUGGAAAUUGAGGAUUAACGGGUCAGUAAUAAUCGUAAAUAAUAAUAAACUCUUCAUCAUCGAGAAAACCACCGGCAAAAACAAUUAAAAGGGUGUUUCUAACAUCUUCGAAAGAGAUUUUCUUUUCCAAGCGCAGCCAUAGUCUAAGUCUUCGUUGUCACGAUCUUAACAUCAAACAACAGUCCAAUUUUUGCGGCCUUUUAGCGUAGUCGGCCCAGUCCACGCGUGGCUUGGACUCUCACGUCCAGAAGUACUUCGUAGUCCGUAGUGACCGUAUCUUAAAGUCCCUAUUAGUUGAGCACUACCGACUGAAGAUCUCGAUUAGAACAUGUAUAGCUUUCGACGAAGGUUCGCGCAUUAAAACGUUCGAUUUUGUAACUCAGCAUAUGUUUUCUUUCCAGAUCAUGGUAUAUAUUAUUCAAGAAUUUGUUCAUGCUUAGCGUGCGUAUAUCGAGUUAUGGAGUGCUCUCCAAACUUCCCAAGUGCAUCCAUAACUCGAUAUACGCACAGCUAAAAGCAUAAGCAAUUUUUUUAACAACAUAUCUGACAAAAAUGGUUGCUUUUUGAUUAACUACAAAGUUCUCAAAAUUGUUAAGUUAAACGUGUUCAUAAUAGAGACCUUUACAUUCGACGACGAGAACGACAACGAGUACGAGAUUUAACAUACAGCCGAACUCGUUGUAUCGCCCUACGCAUUUGCAAACUUCGAAUGGGUUUUUCUGUUCCGUCCGAAUCAUUUGAGUGUGGGUGGGGUUAAUGCAAAUCACAAUGCAACGCGCUCGCCCAGCUUGGACCGCAAAGACAAAACUGAGAAUGACUCUAGACUGCUCAAGAAUAGCGAAAUCGCGAUGAUGAGUGGAAUUUUUGUCGAGGGCAGGAGGCAGACAUAAGAUAAGAAAAAGAAGGAUCAGAAAAAUCUUCGAAGAAAACUGAUCGAUUAUUGCCCGAAACAGGGCGAUCGAACCUUGCAACACAGAAACAACCAAAGUGGAUCAAAAUGCACCAAUCACAAGUAAACAUAUGUGUCCUAAGAGGUCCGCCAAGAUUAUUGACGGAAAAAAACCUAUAAGUUGGCGUUGCAAGCAACAAACCAUCCGAGGAGGAUGUUAAAUUAUAAUUUCCUGAUCUUUUUAUCGACACAAGUUCUCUUAAAUACGUUGGGGCGAAUCCAUAGAUGGCCUUAAAAACAAAUGGUAGAAUCUUAAAACUAAUGCGUUGCCUAACCGGUAGCCAGUGCAGCUCGUACAGCAACGGCGUUAUGCGACAGUAGCGUGGCGCGCGACAAACUAGUCUUGCUGCGGCAUUUAGAACGCGCUGAACCUUAUUCAGGUGAGAAGCUGGCAAGCCAUAUAAAAGACUAUUACAAUAAUCUACACGCGAUGUAACAAACGCAUGUACGAGGGCUUUAUGAAGAAUGAAGACGGCUACCAAGUUUUCAUGCCAAAAUGACGCUGGUUCACGCGCGCGCAAUACUGUAUUGAAGAAAUCUCGUCCUCGUAGUCGUACUCGUCUUAGAAUCUAAAGGUCUCUAAUGUUUAUUUUAUUUGUAGCUAUGGUGACAAGACUCCAAAAUCCACACUUGCUCGGGUAUAUGCUUCGCUGUGGAUGAUCGUCGGAUUGAUGUUAAUGUCAGUCAUUACUGCCCAGGUCUCCUCGACCAUCACCUCUGAAAACCUACGCUCCUUGGAUGAAGAGUUUGGCAAAAAGGUACAAUAG
Messenger RNA from Porites lobata, 17403 nucleotides. The record is from the annotation of a GenBank genome assembly. NCBI's taxonomy places the organism in Eukaryota, Metazoa, Cnidaria, Anthozoa, Scleractinia, Poritidae.